Molecule: messenger RNA, 864 nt
Organism: Didymella exigua CBS 183.55
Lineage: Eukaryota; Fungi; Ascomycota; Dothideomycetes; Pleosporales; Didymellaceae
Exons: 2
Source: RefSeq, a predicted model, not a curated record
AUGUUCGGCUUCAUCGCAGACGGCUUGACCGUCGCAACUACAGUUCUCUUCCCCAUAUUCGCAUCCUACAAAGCUCUCCACACCUCCGACCCAGCUCUGCUUGCGCCGUGGCUGAUCUACUUCGUCGUUCUUUCGAUCCUCACGACCGUUGAAAACACAUUCGACUUCGUCCUUAGCUGGGUGCCCUUUUACUCAUGGAUUCGCUUCUUCAUUCACCUGUACCUGAUCAUGCCUGGCUCACAGGGCGCUACGUUCGCGUACCAGGAGUACAUCGAGCCAUUCCUGUACCAGCAUGAGCGCGAGAUCGAUCAUUUCAUAAGCGAGGGUCACGACCGUGGAAAGGCUGCAGGACUGGCAUACCUGGGUAUGGCUAUCGAAUGGGUCAAGGUCAAUGUCAUGGGCUUCGCUCCUGCUAGGCCAGAGUCGCCCAGACCCGCAGGUCAGACAUACGCACAGAACUUGAUGAGCAGAUUCCAGAUGCCUGCUGCCAGAGGAAGUAACGACUUGUACGGCCUGGUCAACCAGGCAUUGAGCGGGGCAAGUGCGCUGUAUGCAGGCAACCAGAGUGGACAGGCUGCGGACCUCAGCCGUAGUGCGAACCUCGUCCCAGACAAUAUCCGCAACAAUGACGACAGGCUCAACUAUGUGACCUCGCAGCGUCAACGUCUUGAGACCCUUCUCCAGGCGUUCGACCGCGAGCAGGAGAACAUUCGUACGCAGCAGUCGAGCGGCAACAGGUAUCACGAGGGUAGUAGAACACCGACUGGUCUCUCAAGAAACAGGAGCGACGCUGAAUUCGACCGUAUCGAGCGCGACGAAGCCAGUCCACGCCCUCCAUACCCUACCACACCACCUCCGCUAGGC